AUGAGUGUGCUGACUGGAGCGCUGGGAAGCCUCGGCCCCAAGCUUCUGCGGCUGCUCCAGGACGAGUACAAGCUCCAGAAGGGCGUGAGGAAGCAGGUGCAGUGGCUCCGCAGUGAGCUGGAGGGCAUCCACACCUUCCUCUGCAAGGUCUCUGAUGUGCCAUGGGACCGGCUCGACGAGCAGGUGAAGAAGAUGGGUAAAGUGUUCGGCAAGGCCAAGGCUCGUCGCAGUAUUGCUGGUGCCAUCGAAGACAUCAAGAAGCAUCUCGAGGAGGUAGCCGAAAGGCGUCAGAAGUACAAACUUGAUGACAUUAUGUGCAAGCCACUCGCAACAACGUCAACUAUUGAUCCUCGCCUUAAAGCUAUGUACAAACAAGUGACGCAACUUAUUGGCGUCGACAAGUCAAGGGAUGAGCUCGUAUCCAUGCUGAUGACGUUGCAACCAGAUGAUGGUACCUCGAACCAGGAGAUGAAGAAGGUUUCUAUUGUUGGAGUUGGAGGAUUAGGAAAAUCCACCCUUGCCAAGGCGGUGUAUGAGAAGCUUAAGUCACAGUAUGACUGCGGGGCCUUCAUUUCAAUUGGUCGGGAUUAUGACUUGGUAAAAGUUUUCAUGGAUAUUCUCUUUCAUCUUGACGGUGAAAAGCAUAAGGACAUUCACAACACUCGAAGAGGCCUCGAGCUCCUCAUUCACCAACUUCGAGAAUUCCUGAAGAAAAAGAGGUAA
Molecule: messenger RNA, 723 nt
Organism: Miscanthus lutarioriparius
Lineage: Eukaryota; Viridiplantae; Streptophyta; Magnoliopsida; Poales; Poaceae
Source: the annotation of a GenBank genome assembly